Messenger RNA from Leishmania major strain Friedlin, 540 nucleotides. RefSeq names its product putative 60S ribosomal protein L18a. Gene Ontology annotation, cellular component: ribosome; cytosolic large ribosomal subunit. The record is from RefSeq and is a predicted model, not a curated record. Gene Ontology annotation, biological process: translation. Bases 1 to 540 code for a protein of 179 amino acids. The transcript has a single exon. NCBI's taxonomy places the organism in Eukaryota, Euglenozoa, Kinetoplastea, Trypanosomatida, Trypanosomatidae. Gene Ontology annotation, molecular function: structural constituent of ribosome.
AUGGUCAAGCCGCACUUGCGCCACUACCAGGUGGUCGGCCGCGAGUCGCCCUCGGAGAAGAACCCUGAGCCGACUGUGUACAAGUUUGAGGUGUUCGCCCCAAACUUCGUCGUCGCCAAGAGCCGUUUCUGGCGCAUGAUGAGGGUCAAGAACAAGGUCAAGGCCACUCACGGUGACGUGCUCUCCUGCAAGGUCGUGAAGGAUGCGAAGCUGGUGGCGCGCAACUACCUGGUCGACAUCGCGUACUACAGCCAGCGCUGCGGCUACACGCGCAUGGUCAAGGAGUUCCGCGACGUCUCCAAGACUGGCGCCGUGAGCCAGGCGUACCACGAUCUGGCCUCCCGCCACCGUGCCCGCUACCACAACAUCGAGGUGCUGAACGUGAAGAGCAUCCCGGACCACGAGGUGAAGCACCUGAGCAUUGCCCAAUACCACGCCCCGAACCUGUCCUUCCCGCUCCUGCAGCGCCGCACCAAGGCGACCCGCAAGGACCGUGCCAUCUUCGUCAAGAAGAACACGAAGCGCGCGGUGGUGGCGUAA